This is a messenger RNA of Naumovozyma castellii, 1629 nucleotides long. RefSeq names its product importin subunit alpha. The record is from RefSeq and is a predicted model, not a curated record. Lineage: Eukaryota; Fungi; Ascomycota; Saccharomycetes; Saccharomycetales; Saccharomycetaceae. The transcript has a single exon. Bases 1 to 1629 code for a protein of 542 amino acids.
AUGGACAGUAGCUCAGACUCAACUACUAAAUUCGUUCCUGAAUAUAGAAGAACAAAUUUCAAAAAUAAGGGUAGAUUUACUGCAGAUGAAAUACGUCGUCGUAGAGAUACUCAACAAGUUGAAUUAAGAAAGGCUAAGAGAGAUGAGACUUUAGCCAAGAGAAGGAAUUUUGUUCCAGAAGCACAUGGCGGGGACAUUGAUUCGGAUGACGAACAAGCUCACGAUGAUGCUGACAGAGAAUUCCUUUCUCAAGUACAACAAGAAUUGCCAAUAAUGAUUCAACAAGUUCAAUCUAGCAACUUGGAAGAUCAACUAAAGGGAACAGUUAAAUUUAGACAAAUUCUAUCUAGAGAAACGAAUCCACCUAUUGAUUUAGUCAUACAAUCUGGUGUUAUUCCAAUCCUCAUCACAUUUAUGGCAGAAAAUCAGCCUGAUAUGUUACAAUUAGAAGCCGCUUGGGCGUUGACUAACAUUGCUUCAGGUAACUCCUCACAAACUGCAGUUGUUGUUGAAGCCGGUGCAGUACCAUAUUUCAUUAACCUUUUACAAAAGGGUUCGAUAGAAGUACAAGAACAAGCAAUUUGGGCAUUAGGUAACAUUGCUGGUGAUGGUCCAAGUUACAGAGAUUUCAUCUUACAAGAAAAUGCAUUGGAGCCAAUUCUUUCAGUGUUUGACUCAUCAAAGGUGUCCUUAAUCAAGACAGCUACAUGGACAUUAUCUAACCUUUGUAGGGGUAAGAAACCACAACCUGAUUGGUCUAUUGUCUCUAAGGCAUUACCCACUUUAGCAAAGUUGAUUUAUUCAAAUGAUACUGAUAUUUUGGUGGAUGCCUGUUGGGCAAUCUCAUAUUUAUCAGAUGGUCCACCAGAAGCUAUUCAAGCUGUCAUUGACGUCCGAAUUCCUAAGAAGUUAGUUGAAUUAUUAAAUCAUCUUUCUACGAUGGUUCAAGUCCCUGCAUUAAGAGCCGUUGGUAAUUUAGUUACUGGUGACGAUUUACAAACUCAAACUAUUAUUAACGCUGGAGCACUACCCGCCUUAAGAAAUCUUUUGAAUUCUCCAAAGGAAUCAAUCCAAAAGGAAGCAUGUUGGACAAUUUCUAACAUUACAGCAGGUACCCCUGAACAAAUUAAAUCUGUCCUGGAGGCAAACUUAAUCCCACCAGUUAUAAAAUUGCUUUCCGUUGGGGAAUAUAAAACUAAGAAGGAAGCAUGUUGGGUUAUUUCAAAUGCAUCAUCUGGUGGAUUACAAAGACCUGAAAUCAUUAGAUAUUUAGUGGAACAAGGUUGUAUCAAGCCAUUGUGUGAUUUGUUGGAGAUUGGUGACAAUAAAAUUAUUGAAAUUUCAUUAGAUGCAUUAGAAAAUAUUUUGAAAAUGGGUGCUGCAGAUCAAGAAGCAAGAGGCUUGAACUUCAAUGAAAAUGCUGAUUUUAUUGAAAAAGUGGGUGGUAUGGAAAAGAUUUUUAAUUGUCAACAAAAUCAAAACGAAAAAAUUUAUGAAAAGUCAUUUAGAAUUAUUGAUACCUACUUUGGCGAAGAAGAUGAGGCUGUGGAUGAAUCAAUGGCCCCACAAAACGCAGGAAGUACGUUUGGAUUUGGUUCCAAUGUUAAUCAACAAUUUAAUUUCAAUUGA